Gasterosteus aculeatus aculeatus (three-spined stickleback) is the source of this 4485-nucleotide messenger RNA. It is a transcript of the gene nlrx1, whose product is annotated as NLR family member X1. The record is from RefSeq and is a predicted model, not a curated record. Gene Ontology annotation, cellular component: cytoplasm. NCBI's taxonomy places the organism in Eukaryota, Metazoa, Chordata, Actinopteri, Perciformes, Gasterosteidae. Gene Ontology annotation, molecular function: protein binding.
GGCUCGUACAAGUCGCGGCUGCAUCCGGGUACUUCCCUCGGAAGCCUCCACGGUUACGUCACUGAUCCAGUGGGUUACGGAGAGGAGCGAAGGACGCGGAGGAACAAUAACGUAAAGUAUUAAAUGUGACGACGACAGCGAGCAGCGGGGGGACAAGCGAGACAAGACACGCGGGAGCGCGCACUGCCUUCGUGUUCCGUGUCUAGCAGCACUGCUAACGUCAGCUAACGUCAGCUAACGUCCGUCACCCCGAGCUGACAUUUAACGCAGCGGAGUGAAGCUUCCUUCUCUUCUCACGGGACGUUUACAGCCGCUUUAAUGGAGCAAAAAUAAACCACGUGUUGCGCCUUUUAAUCUGCAUUAUGAACUGUCUCUGUCCUCCUGGUGAUCAACGUCACACCGAAGUGGACUCGGGUGGUGGUGGUGGUGUCUCUGGUCUGACCCCUCUCAGUCCUGGUCCUCCAUGGCGCUGCUGGUGGUCAGCGUCUGGAGAAGUGGCCUCUAACGCUCUCACCUCGGUGCUGAACCCUUUCACAGAAGCAUGAUCUCUCUGCACAGACCGCUGAGUCAGCUGCUCGGAGCAUGCCGGAGGAGGAAGAGGAGGGUGGAGGUUUCUCUGGAAACGGCUACGGGGUUUCACUGCAGGACCUUCUGCUCCACCUCGUCAGAGACAGAACCCCUGGAGAUCCACAAGAAGAAGGUCUUGCUGUGGUUCAGCCACCGUCCUCAAGAGGAGAAGCAGUUCGGAGGUCACUUCAGCCCAGAGACCAUGGACGUGGAUCCUCUCAUCCUGGAAAGAAGAGCUGAGGAGAGGGCAGGACCACUCAGUUCUCCUCUCCAGACCGUCUCCAGCCCCUCUGUGACUGUGGAACAGCUGUUUGAGCCCACCGAUGCCUGGAGUGACGGCCGGGGGCUCAACGUGCUGCUGUACGGUGCCGUGGGGACGGGGAAGAGCACGUUGGUACGCAAGGUGGUGGGGGACUGGUGCAUCGGCAAAACCCUGAACCAAUUCAAGUUGCUGGUUCCGUUCUCUUGUGAGGACCUUGGCUCACAGUCAAAAGUGGCCUCCUUGAGGGACCUGGUGAGCAGGAAGUACCUCCACCUCCGACAGCACCCGCUGCUGAGUGGGACGGGAACCCAGGCCAAGGAUGUGCUAUUCGUCUUCAACGGGAUGGAGAAGAUGAAUUUGGAUUUCCGAAUUGGAGCCAGUGAGCUUUGCAGUGACCCCAAUGAGCCGCUGCCGGCGGAUGUGCUCAUGGUUAACCUGUUGAGGAAGUACCUGCUCCCUGAGGCCAGCAUCUUGGUGACCACCAGACAGUCCGCCCUGGACAGCAUCCCCCAGAAGUACGUGAGUCGCUACGCACAGAUCAGCGGCUUCACUGACCCCGAGCGCCAGCGGGCCUACUUCAGCAGCCGCCUGCUGCAGGGGAGCGCGGCCCGAAGCCCCGGGUCGCACUGCCUCGUCGAACUGCUGUACCUCAACCUGCAGCGGGAAAGCCAGCUGGGCGCCGCCUGCUUCCUGCCCUCGUACUGCUGGCUCACGUGUGCCACCUUACAUCUCCUCCACUUCACCGACACCGAGGCGCCGGUCCGCACCCUGACCGGACUCUACACUAGUUUCCUCCGGCUCAACUUCGGCGGCGAGGUGCUCGGCACGGGAGCGGGAACCAACGUUCCCAUUCAGGAGCGCAACGCCUCUCUGAUGUUGUACGUGGUCCGUACAGUCGGCAAACUCGCCUUCGACGGCGUGACAAACAGGCGCACGGCGUUCUCCGAAAAGGAACUGGAGCAGUGGAUCGGAGGCGAGACCAAGACAAACGAGGAGCUACGUCAGCUGGCAAUGUUCCGGACGGACGUGCUCGACUUCUUCUUGGCUCCCGUUGUCGAAAGCGACGUGUAUUUAGCAGAAGAAGCCGUUGGGAAGGGCAAGCGGCGGUACGUGUUUGCUGUCCCGGCCAUGCAGGAGUACCUGGCCGCCCUCUACGUGGUUCUCGGAGAGAACAAAUCGGCUCUGGAGAAGCUGACCAGUCAGGUGUCAGCGGCCAUCGGUCAGGCAAGCGAGGAUGUCAAUAAAGUCUUCGACGUCAUCUCCAUUUUCAUCCCGCGCCGAGUGUUUGCCGUAUUCAACAUCCUGAAGCUUUUUCCAAAGCUGUACGAGAAAAUCAGCAGUCACAACAAAGGCAGCAUCGCCAAAACGAUGGCGUCCGAACUGUUCCGCACCGAGGACAGCUACAACGAGGACGUCCUGGACCAGGUGGAGCAGAGCCUCCUGGGGGUCCACGGCCCGCGCCCGAAGCAGCGCAGUGAGGACCAGCCUUUUGAGCUCUACCCCAUAUUCAUGGGCGGACUGUUGCAUUAUGGGAACCGUGUCCUUCUCCAGCAACUUGGGUGCAGCAUUCAGAGCAACACCGUGGCCCAGAUCACACAGGCCCUCCGCAAGUACCUGGUCAGAGAAAUCAACAAGCCACAGCCUCCUGAGGAGCUGAUGGACCUACUGGUCCUUCUCUAUGAGUUUCAGAACCCCAGAGUGACUGCAGAGGUUCUGGCCUCGAUCAGGGCAAUCAAGCUCCCCAACAUCCGCAUGACGCCACUCAAGUGCUUCGUCCUGAGCUCUGUGCUCGCCUGCACGCCUGCAAGUUAUCACCUGGAGGAGAUGGACCUGUCCUCCUGCCUCCUGGAUCUCAACAUGCUUGAGAUGCUGCGUCCGGCCUUCAGACACACGCACAGACUCAAUCUGCAGUCUAACAGCUUUGGUCCUGAGUCCUGUGUCAUCCUGAGAGAUCUGCUGCUCGACCCUGUGAGCUCCAUCACAUCUCUGCAACUGUGUGACAACCCCCUGCUGGAGUCCGGGGCCUGCGCCCUGCUGGAGGCUUUGCCGGAGAACCAGUCCCUGACCCACCUGUCCCUGAUGCACACGGGCCUGGGGGACCGGGCGGCCCUGGAGCUGGCCCAGAGGCUGCAGCAGCACGCGGCGCUCCUGGAGCUCAACGUGGCCUACAACAACAUCGGGGACAACGCCGCUCUGGCUUUAGUGGACGCCUGCAGGGAGCACCCCAGCAUCCACACCGUGCACUUGUAUCUGAACCCUCUCAGCGAUGUGGGGAAACAGUCCCUCUACGUCCGAGGAGUUCCCAAGAGCCAGGGGGGGCGGCGGGUCAAGGUGCUGGCCUCCGUCACCGAGGGCACCGACAUCUCUGAGGACUGGCACCCCAUCCUCAGUGUGAUACGGAAGAACGCCUCGUCCUGGGACCGCCAGCGCGUCAAGGAGCAGCUGAAGGUGUUCCUCAGGGACCUGGACUGGGGCCGGCAGCAGCAGCAGAACUUCUGGAAGCGGCUGCACUUCAGACGAGUGGAGAAAGGCGUCCGCAAGACGCUGCAGCAGCUGGAGAAAGAAGCUCCGCCUCCAUGAUGACCAGCAUGCACCGGGGGAGAUGACGUCAUUCAACAGCAUUACAUUACAGGUCAUUCAGCUGACGCUUUUAUCCAAAAGCGACUUGCAUUGCAUCUUCAACCCGCGGCUGUUGGGGGUCCGGUGUCUUGCUCAGGGACACUUUGACGUGGGACAUGAAGCAGCCGGGACUCGAACCGCCGGCUCAGCCUCUUCUCCGCGUGCCGCUGUCGACAUUUCAGAAUCCGACUUUUUUUGCCUCGUAUGUGACACACACAGGAAUAAUUUAAUAAUAAGACAAUAAUAAGAAAAUAAUUUAAAUGCAAUAAAUAAACAAGCAAAAGAGACAAACAUUCUAAGUAAGUUGAAACAGAUUCUAUGCUUGACUGAUGUUCCGCUGCUUCUUGAUUUAUGACUUUCUGUACUUCCAGAACCUCGACAAGGAGCUCUUCAGGGUCCCAACCAAUGUGCAUUUAUAUGAAUAAUAUAUGACUGUCAAAAGUCCCUUUUAUGAACAUAGUAUUUAGCAGAGUUUCAUGUUGUGUCACGUGACAAAGAAACAAAGGGAUAUUUAAAGCCGGUAAUGCAAUAACUAAACGUGCCUCUGAAAUAUCACAAUAAUAUUCCACAUGGUGGGUUUAUUAAUAAUAAAGCUGUAAACUCCUUCAACUUAUUGAUCACUAAAUGAAAUGUGUGACACCGCUGGGAAUUGUGGGUAGUUUAACUGGGGAAAGCUUGGUUCCUCCUUUGAUGUCUUCCAGAUGUUUGGCUGAUGUUUUGUUUUCCAGGCUCAUGCAGCCAAAAUAUACGAAAAUAAGUUUUUUUUUUUUUUCUUGGAUUCAUUCUUAAGGAAUCCGGUUGAAUAAAUAACUGUGAUCCGUCUGCUCAUCACCUUGUUUUCUGGUAACGGACGAAAUGUUCCCAUCAGACGAACAUUAGUGAUGAAUCCCAUCGUGCUGCGUUUGCGUUUAGUGGAACACGUCUAAAUGAGAUGUGCCGUUAACCUGCACACAACGUUCUCCUUUCAUUCUCACAGACUUUCACUGCAUGUUGGUGUUGACUGAUCGGUAUGUGAAUAAACAAAGUGAUUACAAAUA